UCGUUCACACACAGUAGGACAUGCGUGCAUCAAGCCGGGUGGUGAGGCGAUACAGGAUCAACAACCCUAUUGUUAAGUAGUUGCAACCUCACAAACGACACUAUGGAGGCGGUUAAAGCAUUUAACGGCGAGCUGUACUCUCUGAAUGAAUACAAGCCUCCGAUCUCCAAAGCCAAGAUGACCCAGAUCACAAAGUCUGCAAUUAAAGCUAUAAAGUUUUACAAGCAUGUGGUCCAAAGUGUGGAGAAGUUCAUUCAGAAGUGUAAGCCUGAAUACAAGGUGCCGGGGCUGUACGUUAUUGACUCCAUUGUGCGCCAAUCACGUCACCAGUUUGGACAAGAGAAAGAUGUGUUCGCGCCCCGCUUCAGCAAGAACAUCAUUGGUACCUUCCAGAACCUCUACCGGUGCCCCUCUGAUGACAAAAGUAAGAUUGUAAGAGUUCUCAACCUGUGGCAGAAAAACAAUGUCUUCAAAAGUGACAUCAUUCAACCGUUACUGGACAUGGCAGCAGGUUUGCCACCCCCUAGUGUCACACCAGUCACUGCAAGCAGCGCAGGCCCUGUUAAUAAUGCCACUCCAGGCACUCCUGCAACUCCAGCUACUCCUGCCAACAUAGUGCAGAGUUUACCGGACUGGGCUUCACAGAUCUCUAACACUGAUACAGUGGCUGCUGUUGCACAGAUUCUGCAGAGUCCACAGGGCCAGCAGUUGCAGCAGUUGGUGCAGAGUCUGCAGAUGCAGCAGCAGAAGGCGCAGCCCUCUCUACUGCAGGCGCUGGAUGCAGGGUUGGUGGUGCAGUUACAGGCUCUGACCGCCCAACUCACAGCGGCCGCGGCAGCCAACACGUUGAACCCGCUGGAGCAGAGAGUGUCCUCAUUUAAUAAGAAACUACUGGGUCAGUUUGAUUUUGGAAGUGAGUCAGAAUGCACUGAGGAUUCCAAAAAGGACACAGCAUCAUCGCAGUUGCCAGUGGUUUCUGAGCCCAUGAACAGCUCCAUUUUCCAUCAGCUGGCUGAGCAGCUGCAGCAACAGAACCUUGAACAGUUCCAGAAACAACUAUUGGAACACCAACAACAUCAGCAGAAGACCUUGACCUUGGAGGGCCAAGACACCAUCUUUGGUUCAGAAAACUGUGCCACUCCCUCUCAAGGCAACACCCAACAACAGCUUCAGGAACAAGAGACAAAGCUGGAUGAUUCCAUUGACAACCAGCAGCAGGACAUGGAGCUGGAUGAAGGACAGGACACAGUGGAUGAGGAGAUCUUUGAGACAGAGGAGAGGAAGACCAGUGGGACUCGCUCAAAAACGCGUUCCAGGUCUCGUUCCAGGUCACCACGCAGAAAGAGAUCUAGAUCACGGUCAGGCUCACGCAAGCGUAAACACCGGAAACGCUCACGGUCACGCUCCAGGGAGAGAAAGCGGAAGUCUUCGCGCUCUUACUCCAGUGAGCGACGUGCGAGGGAGAGGGAAAAGGAGCGGCAGAAGAAAGGCCUCCCUCCCAUCCGCUCCAAAACUUUGAGUGUGUGUAGCACUACUCUGUGGGUGGGACAAGUAGACAAGAAGGCUACACAGCAAGAUCUCACAAACCUGUUUGAAGAAUUUGGCCAGAUUGAAUCCAUCAAUAUGAUUCCUCCCAGGGGCUGUGCCUAUAUCUGCAUGGUACACAGACAGGACGCCUUCCGCGCACGUCAGAAGCUUAGCACUGGUUCCUAUAAGAUUGGCUCCAAGGUUAUCAAGAUUGCCUGGGCUUUGAAUAAAGGUGUGAAGCAGGAAUAUAAACAAUUUUGGGAUGUGGACCUUGGCGUCACCUACAUCCCCUGGGAGAAGGUCAAACUGGAUGAUCUUGAUGGUUUUGCAGAGGGAGGCAUGAUUGACCAGGAAACUGUCAAUAGUGCUUGGGAUGCUCAGCGCAAUGCAGAGUUAGCGAAGGAGACACAGGUGCAGGCCGUAACCACUGAGGCCAGUGCAGUCAGUAACCCACCGAGCGAGACCUUCCCUCAGCCCGUUACAAUGAUGCCGGUACAGAUUCCCGUGGCUCAGACUGUCCCCACUCUGGGUAUCGUGCCGCCCUCUUUUCCUGUUACUAUGGCGAUGCCUCCUCCAGGUUUUGGCCCACCUCCCCCUUUCCUUAGGACUGGGUUCAAUACUUCUCAGCCUCCCCCAGCUCUAGUACAGCCCUCCAUGUCAACGACCCAAGACAACACCAAGGAAUCUCCCUUUGGAGCCAUGAUCCCUCCAUCCAACACUAUUCCUGGAAGCUUCAUACCCUCUGCCAUUCCCGGGGCAGGAGUCUUCAAUCCUGUGGGAGCUCAACCUGAACAGACCCAAGUGGACAAAUCUGUGCAGUCUGCAGAGAACAUGGAGACCACAACAGAACUAACACUACAGGGAAUGCAGAAUGCAGUGCGCAGUGGUAUGGGCUUACUGGGCAUGCACCCAUCUGCUUCACUUUCUCACCCACUGUCUGGCCAGAGGAUGCCUGGCUUACUCCCUAUGGACCUACGGCCCAACCUCCUUCAGGGAACCAGUGCCCGUUUCCCGCUCCUUAUGCAGCCCAGCUUGGCCCACCAGGCCAACACCCUACUGGAUGCCUCACUCCAAGCUCAGGCUCGUGCUCGAGCUCCCUUUCCCCAAAUGGAGUCCUUUAACCGAGCAGAGGGUACUUUCGCAAGGGCCUUGAACCCUUCAGCUGCUGGUGCUGAGAAUCCAGCCAAAUCUAAAGAGGGAAAUUCCUCAAGGCAAGAAACUGACACUCAACAGGAAGGGGAUCAGGACUACCGAUUCCCACCACCAGAGAAGCAAAGCACAGGCCUGUUGAAGACUCCUCCGUUAGAAAUGCGCACUGAUCCUGCCCCUGUUAGACCCCCUCUUCUGGAGAGACCACCCAGGCUUCCCAUGCAGGGAGAGGGUAGAGAGGGGUCGGGCAGAAGGGAGCCCCUGGCAGGAAGCUUUCGAGCAGAGAGCCGCUGGGGCCCUCCCAGGGGUGACUUUGAUGAACGAGAUGUUAGAGGAAUGUCUGCGGGAAACCCAAAGGGCUUUCAAGAGGAACGGCCCAACCCUAACUUCUCAAAUCGCUUUGAAAUGCGUGGUGGAGCAGCAUCGGGAACUGGAGGCCCUGCUUGGAACCGUGGAGGAGGACCUCCCUUCAAUGCUAACAUGCACCAGGACUUUGAUGACCGGAGGCGGCCUUGGGAGAGACAAAAAGAUCGUGAUGACAGGGAUUUUGACUUCCGACGAGGAAUGAAUGGCAGUCGUUGCAGUCGGGAACGGGACAGGGAACGAGAACAAGAUCGAGAACGUGGUCGAGAACGUAACCGGGACAGGGAGAGGGACAGGGACAGAGAGCGUGACAGGGAGAGAGAUCGGGAUCGGGAGAACGAAAGGGAAAAUGACAGAGAGAGAGAGCGCAGUAAGGUCUGGACCCCCCUGACUCCUCAGCCUCAAGCCCAGGCCCAUCCACAGCCCCUCCUCACCCAAAAUCAGCCCUCUCAGAUCCAAUCUCAGCCUCUGCUCCCUCUGCCUCAUCUUCCUCUUCCUCUGGCUCCACCACAGCCUCAGCCUAAAGGCCAACCACAACCUGAAGCCCAAGCCCAACCUGAAUCGCAGUCUCAGUCACAUUCUUCCAGUGUUCCUGAGGAAACAACAACCAGCCAGACGAAAUCUCUACGGGCCAGUGACAAGGAGACAGACUCUGUGACCACACCUGAGCCCACCACAGACUCCACUGAAUCUGUGCCAGAGCCCUUAGUAGAGGCCUCUUGCACCACCUCUAAAUCUCCUACACCAACGUGCAUCCCAUCUGAGCCCCCAAAUGAAAUGGACGCCCCGGAAAAACCUGCCUCCCCUUCUGCGGAUGUAGACAAUGUGCAGAGUGAGCGGAAGGCUCAUGCUGAGAAUCAGCCUGAGCUAGAGAAAACAGACACUGAGGGGACAUAGCCAUCACCCAGUAGGUAAAGAUAAUUUUGUAAAGUUGUCAUCUCUGUACUCAUUUCAGUGGCCCACACAGGACCCCCUAGCAAUUCACUCUAUUGUCUGACACCGUAACAAAUGAUUUUUACCUUGCAAUCUAAUGGUGUACAUCGUAGACAGCUGGCGUAGAGGAAUUCAGUGGAAGGUGGUAUUUUAAUACUUAAUUUUAUUUCUUUA
Molecule: messenger RNA, 4146 nt
Organism: Chanos chanos (milkfish)
Lineage: Eukaryota; Metazoa; Chordata; Actinopteri; Gonorynchiformes; Chanidae
Gene: scaf8
Product: SR-related CTD-associated factor 8
Exons: 19
Coding region: 103-3936 (1277 amino acids)
Cellular component (GO): nucleus
Molecular function (GO): RNA binding
Source: RefSeq, a predicted model, not a curated record